UCGGAUUCUGGAAUUUUGCAACAGGUCUAUACAUUUUCUCAUUUGUCUCAUAAAAACCUUAAGUGGUUGGCGUUUCAGAAGUGAGGUUUAUUCCACAGUUGAGGAAAUUUGAGGUUCAUUUGUGUGCAUAAUCACACAGCAAAUCCAUAAUUGAACGCCAGUCUUCUCUCUCACAAACUCUCUCCUUUAUUGCAACCUUAAAUUGGGCACGAUAUCCAGACCAGACAGAUAAUGCAAAAAUUCUCUCCAUUACGGAAACAGGGAAACUGGAAGCAGAGCGGAACUGAUUUUUGCAAGAGAAGUGCAGGAAAGUGUCCCGGAGCGCCGAUAGGAAUUCACUUCAAAGCCAUUCUCUCACAUUCCGCGAGAUUCCUGCACCGCCUUUUAGCACCCGACAACUCAGGGCUCGGCUUAACCUGCCACACCCUAUCCCAUCCCCUCAGCGUCCGAUAGGGAGCUAAAGGAUUCGCAGUCUUUCAGCGCGCAUCUUCCCUAAGUCAACCCGAGAUGAGCCUGGGAGGGGCGGAGGAAGCAUGUGAUUUGUCCGGCCCCCAGCAGCGCCGCCCACCCCAGACUGUAAACUGGAGAGCCCUGGGCACUGAGAGUCAAAACCAGAUUAUAUCAGAUUAUUAAGACAAACACCUCGGGACCCCGGCGGGGCCAGGUGCGGAAAGGAUGGAUGCCCGGGUCCCGUACUCUUAACUCUGGUGAGUCAGGGCAAAAAAGACAAUUUUUUUAAAAAAAGUAAAAUAAAAAGGAAAAGCGGGGAGCCCUGGGCCUUGGCUAAACUGGACGCGGGGUCCAGCAGGAGAUGAACUCAGUGCGGCGCCGUCCCGGGCACCGCACCGAGCUAGCCUUGGCCCCUCUAAUCCCAGGUUCCCGCGAGCCGGGCACCUGCAUGGAGAGGAGAGAAGAACGAUGAAGAAGAGCUCAGCUCGGACCACGUCCGAGGGCGGCGGCCGGUGCCUUCGUGUCCCUGCCUCUCUAAGAGUUUAGCGGGAAAACUGUUCAGCUCCGGCUCUUAAAACCCUAGGAACCGCAGCAACAACAAGGAGGAGGAGCAGCAAUCUACCUCUCUUAAGUAUGGCGAAAGAAGAGUGCAAAGUGCUCCUGGACGCCUUGAACCGGGUGACAGCCUGCUAUCGGCACAUGGUCCUCAGCGUGGGCGGCACCGCGGACUCCCAGAACCUGCGCGAGGAGCUGAAGCAGACGCGGCAAAAAGCGCACGAUUUGGCAGUGGCCAACAGGAACAACCUCACCGCGGCCCUGAAGGACAAGACCGUCAGCAAGGAGGACAAGGCUGAGUUCGAGCGCCUCUGGGUGAUUUUCUCUACAUGCUUGGAGAUUUUGGAGACCGACAUGAAGCGAGCCCUAGAGCUAGGGCUGGAGUUUCCCCUGAAUGUGCCCAAGAAGCACCUCAUUCAGACGGGCUUGUCCGGAGGCACGGCGGGUGUGGCUGCAAGAGCCAUGAGCGUCCAAAACAUGAAGUACGAGGCCGAACACAAUAUCGAUGAAGUGGAUCUGAAGGAUCUGGAACAAGAGAUCCACAAGGUGGGAGAGAUGAUGUAUGAGAUGGAGAUGAAAGUGAACGUACCCCAAUGGACCGUGGAGGCGAAACAGGAUCCCGGGGCAGAGCUCAAAUCCACGAUCAGUACAGGAGCUUCCUCUGGGGGUUUCAUCUCCGUGGAAGAGAGAAAAGGCUUUUGUGACAUUAGCAAACUUCUGGCUGCGAUUAUUUUCAGUGCUGUGCUCAUCAUAGCUGUUAUCUUGGCAGUGUGUGUGGUGAAAUUGUCCUAAUGGAAAUGGGGGGCUUAAUCACAGACUGAUGGAUACUUCCCCCAUCCCCCAUCAAAACUUAUUUUCCAUUGGAAGACCAAAGUGGUUGGGUUUCUGUGUAUUUUAAUGUAAGGGCUACGGAUGUCUAAUACAAUGAAUCUAUGUGUUUUUUAAGUACACUUCAGACUCUACAAAACAAUGUUUGCUUUCUGGAUCUGGCAGAGUUAAUUUUGCACAAAUUAUCUGGGUAUUAUAGCUAACAGCUAGAAGAGAUUUACCUGCUAUUAAUAGAAGACCUAUCACAACGACCCCAAAUUACCUCUCUUUAAUAGGUUAUUAUGUGCUGCUGGUUCAUGUUUACAAAGUGUCUGAAAUUGACACCCUUGUGUAUAAUUUGGGGAAAAAUACUCUGGGUCGUUUUUUUUUUCUUUUUCUGAAAGGAAUAGUAGAUAGGAAAUAAGCAAUUUUUAUCUUAAUCCUUCAGGCCUUAGUUUAGGAGAAUGUGCAAAUAGUGAUCCACAGUAAAUGGUGCCUGAUUGAUUGUACUCUUUGGCCAGGUUUCUCGUUAGUCACAAAAAAAGCCAAACUAGAUCAGUAGAAAAAGUUAUCAUCGUCUCACAAGAUUGUUCUUCCUUAAAUUACAGGUACUCUAUUCCAGUUGAGCAUGCCCUUUAAUGUAGAUUGGUUAAAAUGCACAUUAAUCAAAUAAAUUUCACUCAGGAAGGAAAAAAAUGGAAAGUCAUUUUAAUAGACUUUGGUGGUGAGCAAAACAUAAUUAAAAUUGACACUUUCUCCUUCACUCUAGUUUGUCUUUGUUCCAUAGCUAGACUAGAGCUGCUGUCCACACAAGGGGGGAAGGGGAAAUCCUUUUCUAAAUCCUAAUCCUAUAAUCCUUAGCAGCAAAAUGCUGUAGUGAGACCAGUAAUAUUUUAGUAUGUUUAAGGGGAUGUCAGGUCCUCCAACUUUAAUGUAAACUACAAGAAAUGAAGGUACAUUUUAUGUCCACAAUGUCCAAUCACAAUCUUGACAAAAAUUAAUUUAGAUCACUACUAACAGGAAUCAUGAAAUAUCACUA
This is a messenger RNA of Antechinus flavipes (yellow-footed antechinus), 2851 nucleotides long. It is a transcript of the gene RGS9BP, whose product is annotated as regulator of G protein signaling 9 binding protein. The transcript has a single exon. Gene Ontology annotation, biological process: detection of light stimulus involved in visual perception; G protein-coupled receptor signaling pathway. Gene Ontology annotation, cellular component: photoreceptor outer segment; neuron projection. The record is from RefSeq and is a predicted model, not a curated record. The coding region runs from base 1084 to 1797 and encodes 237 amino acids. Lineage: Eukaryota; Metazoa; Chordata; Mammalia; Dasyuromorphia; Dasyuridae.